Molecule: messenger RNA, 772 nt
Organism: Kickxella alabastrina
Lineage: Eukaryota; Fungi; Kickxellomycota; Kickxellomycetes; Kickxellales; Kickxellaceae
Product: hypoxia induced protein conserved region-domain-containing protein
Exons: 1
Coding region: 256-672 (138 amino acids)
Biological process (GO): mitochondrial respirasome assembly
Cellular component (GO): mitochondrion
Source: RefSeq, a predicted model, not a curated record
AGGCUUGAUUCCUUAAUUUAAGUUGUGCCCAUUUUCAAGCUUCCAAUCGAUCAGAGGAUAUGUGAUCUCCCAGCGCAUAACUGGCCACGUUAGGGUAAUGGGUGUAAAUUCUCAAAAAUAAAAUUGAAAUUUGCGCUUAUCAAUUCAAGCUACUCCAUUUUUUGCUAAACCAUACGCACAUCAUCGAUCCUUAUUUAUUUUUCCAACAUUAUUGCUUGGGCAUCCCUUAUUUUCACAUACACCCCUUCUUGCAAAAUGUCCAGCGGCUCAAACACUAUUAUCGGACGGCUCAAGGAGGAGCCGCUUGUGCCGCUCGGCUUUGUGGCAACGGUUGGCGCCUUUCUAUACGCAGCGCGUGGCAUGCAUCGCGGAAAUGUCGGGCAGACUCAGUGGGGCAUGCGCGCACGUGUGGUAAUGCAGGGACUGACCGUCGCCGCGCUGCUCGGAUAUGGCGUGUUCCAAACAACAAAGGACUCGAAGCGGCCGGGUAUGAUGGAUGAUAUUCGCCAAAUUGACUGGGAAAAGUUGGAGCGUGACGCCUUGGCUGCCGAGAACGGCGAAAAGCAGGCGGAUGCGCCAAUGUCACCAUUGGACAAGCUUGUUGCCAAAGCCCACGCUAGAAGGGCUAACGGAAACGUGUUCGCUUCCGAGUCUAGCGAUAAAAAGGAGUGAAUCGGGAUCUGGUAGCCUAUAGUCGUUAGUAUUAUUCCCUUUUUAUGUUAAUAUUCUUGAUUAGCAGAAAUAGUAUAUAUAAAAUAGCGUGAGCCACUCA